Molecule: messenger RNA, 420 nt
Organism: Eremomyces bilateralis CBS 781.70
Lineage: Eukaryota; Fungi; Ascomycota; Dothideomycetes; Eremomycetales; Eremomycetaceae
Exons: 1
Coding region: 101-334 (77 amino acids)
Source: RefSeq, a predicted model, not a curated record
GAGCAGGUCGCGUUAGUUUCGGAGGAGUGAGGAGGGGUGGAGGGCGGUGGUUAUUGUGCCCUAUUUGUGCAGCAGCGUUGGCGUGGUAGGGGACGUGGUGAUGGUAUCUUGGGCUUUCUCAUUUCAUGCUGUUGGGGGUAAGCGGUCGACCACAAUGCCAAUCCCAUUCAUGGCAUACAGUUUAGCGGGCUGUGCCAGUCUAUUACAUUUAGAUGAUCUGGACUGCCUGCAUACACCCGCAAAGGUUGUAUUCCAUGGCUGGAGGACGCGUGUGUGUCUUCCUCUACUUGCUGUCACGGCACCGGGUUUAUCGGGAGUGGUGGACAUGUCUUGAGCUCGCUCGGCUGUUAGUGGCGGGCGGUCACAUUGCUAAUCCCAUCCAUGGCAUGCAGUUUAGUGGGUGAUUAUGCCCGUCCGCUA